Dibothriocephalus latus is the source of this 258-nucleotide messenger RNA. The record is from the annotation of a GenBank genome assembly. Lineage: Eukaryota; Metazoa; Platyhelminthes; Cestoda; Diphyllobothriidea; Diphyllobothriidae.
AUGCGCCUUUUAGGAGUGCACAAGGAUGACGAUGUGCUUUUUACUGGACGCUUGGGAACCGAACCACGGAAAAUGGUGAUCAGGUUUAAGGGAGGAGAAGCCUACCAUCUUAUGAUAGACAUAUCUGGUUCAAGCCGGAAGCCGUCGGUGACAUUCAUUGGUAAAAAAAAAUUCUGCACCCACAACACCGAAGCCUGCAACGCAGACAUUCGCAUCAACGAAGCCUGUGACGCAGCCACCCGCAACAUCGACACCUGA